AAGCUGGUGGGACAUUUUCUUUUUCCCUACUUUCCUUCUGGCCUAACCAGCAAACCUACGGCUCCUCCCAAGCUCGUCUGAGAGGUUCAGAACGUCAACAUGGAAAACUGUGUUGAUGUCAAGAUAGAAAGCAAGGGGGAAAGAAUGCCAAUGAAGCAGAAUCCACUGAGCACGGGUGGGAAGAGUUUUUGCAGAGCUGUGGGUUACCUCACUGGAGACAUGAAGGAUUUUGGAACCUGGCUGAAAGACAAGCCCCUCGUGAUCCAGCUCCUUGAUUGGGUGCUGCGUGGGAUAUCCCAGGUGAUGUUUGUUAACAACCCCCUCACUGGGCUGGUCAUCCUGGCCGGGCUCCUGCUGCAGAACCCGUGGUGGACACUCACAGGAUGUGUGGGAACACUGGUCUCAACUUUAACAGCGCUCAUUCUGGGUCAGGACAGAUCAGCCAUAGCAGCAGGGCUGUAUGGAUACAACGGGGUCCUGGUGGGAUUGCUGAUGGCUGUCUUCUCCGCUGAUGGAGACUACAACUGGUGGCUCCUCCUGCCUGUGGCACUGGUGUCCAUGACCUGCCCUAUUUUCACCAGUGCUUUAAGUGCAGUUUUCUCUAAGUGGGAUCUGCCUGUUCUCACGUUGCCCUUCAACUUGGCCCUGAUCCUCUACCUGGCUGCUUCAGGACCACACAACCUCUUCUUCCCCACGACUGUGAUUCGUCCUGCAAUGGCAACACCGAACAUCACCUGGGCAGAUGCUGAAAUCACAAUGCUCCUGCAAUCCAUCCCAGUCGGCGUGGGCCAGGUUUAUGGUUGUGACAACCCCUGGACUGGGGGAAUUUUCCUGAUUGGUUUAUUUAUCUCCUCUCCACUCAUUUGUGUCCACACAGUGAUCGGCUCAGCAGUGGGGAUGCUGGCAGGGCUGAGCUUAGCAACGCCGUUCAGCCAAAUCUACUCGGGGCUGUGGGGCUACAACAGCUCCCUGUCGUGCGCUGCCAUCGGGGGCAUGUUCCUGGCUCUCACCUGGCAGACACACCUCCUGGCCAUGGCCUGUGCCCUCUUCAGUGCCUACCUGGGAGCAGCAGUGACCCACAUGCUCUCUGUGUUUGGGGUGCCAUCUGGAACCUGGCCCUUUUGCUUGUCUGCCCUGACCUUCCUGCUAAUGACCACGAACCACUCUGGGAUCUGCAGGCUGCCACUCUCCAAAGUCACCUACCCAGAAGCCAACAGAGCUUAUUACCUGAUGAUGAAGAAACAUGAGAAGUCCUGCUGUGAGGCAUAGAGACCCAAGAUGAGAGAAACUCAGCUCAUUUUAAGGCAAAAGCACGAGGUGUUUGCCCAACAGACUGUGAUUUGUGUGCUACAAUGUCCAACACCACUUCUGCAUGGAGAGACUUUUCCCACCACAUCUGUUUGUUCUAUUCAGGAGAUCUCUAUUAGGUAGGACUGGGCUGUGCUGGAAGAACCAUUUCCCACUAUCAACCUGUUAUGAUUGUAAAGCACACAUGUCUGAAAAGACACUUGAAUUAUAAGCAAUGGGAAAAUUACUUUCAAGCUGAAAAGAAAAUCUCUCUGUGAAAUUGAAGACGCCGAAAUCAGACGAAAGAAAUAAAGAGCAUCUUUCAGCAUAUGAGGGGACUUCAAAUUAAUGGCUAAACAUCUCAUGACAGCAAUAGGAGGCAUCCCAGAGAGUUUCAUUGUAGCAGAGAAAUGGAAUAAAGAGCACUCCUUGCCAAGUAGAAAAUAGGUUGUGAAGAAUUCUACCUGGAGGACCUCUCAAACCCCAUGGAGGGCGAUGUUUAUUAGCAAUCAGCAAACAUAAAAUAGACAUGAUUUCUGUGAUUUUUGUGUUAAUCUCAUGAUUUCUUUUAGUACUUGAACUUGGUGAUGGGUUAGCAAAGGAGGGGGCAGCAAGAAAGUCAUUGCUGUCCCUUUCCUAUGCAAUAAAAGGGCUCUGUGCAGUCGGUGCACAAA
This is a messenger RNA of Melozone crissalis (California towhee), 1961 nucleotides long. Its product is annotated as urea transporter 2-like. The record is from RefSeq and is a predicted model, not a curated record. Gene Ontology annotation, molecular function: urea transmembrane transporter activity. The transcript has 9 exons. Gene Ontology annotation, biological process: urea transmembrane transport. Gene Ontology annotation, cellular component: membrane. The coding region runs from base 100 to 1269 and encodes 389 amino acids. Lineage: Eukaryota; Metazoa; Chordata; Aves; Passeriformes; Passerellidae.